Molecule: messenger RNA, 1180 nt
Organism: Octopus bimaculoides (California two-spot octopus)
Lineage: Eukaryota; Metazoa; Mollusca; Cephalopoda; Octopoda; Octopodidae
Source: RefSeq, a predicted model, not a curated record
AUGCCCACACCAGACGAACGUUAUGAGAAGGGUAGCUCAAAAUGGAACGGUCUCAACAGUCACACAGAAGACCAGGACGAAACUGUACAAGACACCGAUCAAGACAUGGAUGAAAUGGCCACAGAAGCGACAUCGUUGCUGCCUAAUCAAAAAACCGAUCAAGAUAAAAAGGUUGAAUCACUUCAGUCUGAUGAAGUAACUGAUGAAGACAGCCUACUUGCUGGUACACAAGAAACCGAUGUAAUCGGGACAACUGUGGGUACGCAAUUAACUAAUGAAGAUUGGAAACGUGACCCACCACCACAAGCAACUCGUCAAAAUGAAGUCUCUGUCUCUACUCAAACGACUGAGGAAGAUAGGACAUCUGAGGGAUUAGGGGUUACUGAAACGACCGAAAGAAAUAGGAGACCUGCUGGUGGACAACGUCAAAAUGAAGUCCCCGUGGCUCCUCAAACGACUGAGGAAUCUUCAGUUGAUGAAACAAACAAGCAAAAUACGACACAUGUUGAAGACAGCAGACCUGUUGAGGAAAGAAGCCGUUCCAGCACCACACAAUGUAGUCAAAAUAGGGACUCUGUGAAUCUUCCAUUGACCGAUGAAGGAAGGAUACCACGCACAACACAAUGGUGUAAACGUUAUAAAUGGCAAAUCUUGUCUUUUAUUUGCGUUGUUAUCAUGAUAGCAAUACUUAUUGCUAUUCUAAUUAAGCGGCCACCUCAUCAACAACUUCACCAUGCCUUUUUCCAAUUAGAAACAAGUGGUUACACUGAUUCAGAUGGAGUAACCAAUUUACAUUGGAAGAGAAAUGAAAUCCAGAAUGAAGGCAAUAUUAAAUUGGUUAAUAAAACAUAUAUUAUCAUACCUGAAGAUGGCACGUACCAAAUAAACUGUGCAGUGCAAUUGUACAUUGAAGCAAGUACUCCUUCAUUCAUCGUUACCUUGAUGCUGCAGAAGAAGAAUAAUGGAAAAGAGUAUGUAUUUAUGAAGAAAAGUACAAAUUCCUUAAAUAUACCGGAACAUGCCAUAAUACAAUUAUCUUUUGGAUACAAAUUUGAAACUAAUGAUGAAAUCGUUUUGAAGAUGAACAAUCUAAAAUUCAUCAGCCCCAAUAUGUUCUCCAGUUACUUGAUUAUCACCAGUUUAAAGCAUAAAUAAGGAAAAAUAAAACGUUGGAGUUGUG